Messenger RNA from Naumovozyma castellii, 480 nucleotides. RefSeq names its product HesB/IscA family protein. The transcript has a single exon. The coding region runs from base 1 to 480 and encodes 159 amino acids. Lineage: Eukaryota; Fungi; Ascomycota; Saccharomycetes; Saccharomycetales; Saccharomycetaceae. The record is from RefSeq and is a predicted model, not a curated record.
AUGCUCAGAUCUUCUGCUCUCCGACUAUACUCCACUUUGGCCACCAAGCCAAUACUCAUACAACCAACAAGAAUAAUCAACAGGAUACCCGACUUGAACAUCCAAAUAACUCAAAGAGCAGCAUCGAGACUCAACGAGAUAUACAAGGCCUCCAAUGAAGUACUAAAGAUCGGAGUCGAGAGUGGAGGAUGUCAUGGGUUCCAGUAUAAUCUGGAUUUGAUCCCCGCAGACCAAUCCCAGCAAGAAACUAAAAGAACCUCGAUGAUGAGUUUGCUGAGAAUAACGAUAAAAAGUGUAGUUUAUGUAAUGCCACCAGAUGGCGGCAAAGUCAUCAUCGAUGAGAACUCAUUGAAGAUAUUGAAUGAUACCGUGUUGAAUUACACUACGGAAUUGAUCGGGUCACAAUUUAAGAUCGAGGAUGGGAAUUUGAAAUCGAGUUGUGGAUGUGGCAGUAGUUUUGAUGCAGAUGUGAAGAAAUGA